Messenger RNA from Drosophila elegans, 1475 nucleotides. It is a transcript of the gene Atac1, whose product is annotated as ZZ-type zinc finger-containing protein 3. The record is from RefSeq and is a predicted model, not a curated record. NCBI's taxonomy places the organism in Eukaryota, Metazoa, Arthropoda, Insecta, Diptera, Drosophilidae. The transcript has a single exon. Bases 276 to 1361 code for a protein of 361 amino acids.
UCUAGCAUGGACCGAAUCAUAAUAAUUGUUUGAGGGAAAACAAAAGUGUACAUAAAAACAAUAAUAAAAUCUAAAAAAAAUCAGUUUUGUGUAUUGAAAAGAAUAACUAUCUAAAGUUUUCUAAAACAAAAAAAUAAAAACAUACCUACUAUUUAAUCUGCAAAUAUUUCAAGUGGUACCCAUUUUCUAAGCCCAUGCUGUACAUAUUGUUUGUGAAUUCAGCCGUUCAAUUGUUGACACAACAUUCCUAACAAAUUCGGUACAUCUUUAAUUUAAUGGAACUGAAGUCCAUAGAAAACUCUUCACCGGAGGAGGAGGAUGUGUUUCACUUUGAGUCCGAGCACCUCGCCCUUCGUGGCAACCAGUGCUAUGCCAAGUUGCUGCGCACAAUAGCUGUGCUGCAGGCUCAAAGGAUUCACGUUCAUAAGCAGAUCGAUGAGCUGGAAGCGACGCAGAAGGUCUUCUUGGAUAACCCACAGCUGAUGCUAGACAAACUGCGGAACAACGAGCCCUUGAUAUCGGAUAAAUACAUCACAACGGCUGUGUUGCCGGAGUUGCCCACAUUGAGCACCACUGAUGAAGGAGGUGGGGUAAACGAGACUCCAGCGGGGGCUUCAUGGACGCAACCGCCGGACGAGAUUAGGGACAGGAGCGGCGGACGGUCAGAGAACUUCAACCGCUUGUGGACCAACGAAGAGCAGCGCCGUUUGGAGCAGCUGCUCAUCCAGUAUCCGCCGGAGGAGGUGGAAAUGCGGCGAUUCGCCAAGAUAGCCAAGGCCUUGGGCAACCGCACACCCCAACAGGUCUUUAGCCGCAUCCAGAAGUACUUUCAGAAACUGCACGACGCCGGCAUGCCGGUGCCCGGACGGAUUCCCAAGCACCGGAGGCCGGGGCUUAGUAAGCCCAAGGUCAACUUACGUAGGUCAACGUUCUUUCCCGCCCAAAACAUAUCGCUGCAAAUGCCGGAAGACGAGUGCACACUGGAUGACCUGCGUGUCCUAUCUCCUGCCAACGAGAUGCUCCUGAUGCCAGCAUCCUCGCAAAUCAAGGUCGAACCUAAGACCGAACCCGAACCCGUAGAUGCCGAUCUGGAUGCGGAGGCAAGGCGCAAGCAGGAAUUGCGUCUCAAGCUUCUGUCAACAAUCCACGACGAGAAGCAGCAGAUCGAGAAUGGUUACGAGCCCGAUCCAAUGGCGCCCAAGUGCGCCGAAUGUGAGGAGUCGUCUGUCACCAGGACCCAAUGGCGUUGCAAUAGCUGUUAUUGUCACCUGAAUCUGUGCGGAGACUGCUUGGCCAGCCAGUUAAUCGAAGGACGCUUCGAACACUUGAGCCACGAAAUUGUGGUAGACCAAGAAUCAUGAAAGCGUAAGACUAGAAAGCAGGUUGGCUAAGAUCGACAAGGAAUGAAAAGAUACGUAUUCAGCAUGUAUAAAUUCUUUGUAUUAAAAAGUAAUAAAAUUAAAUUUAGAUCUAAA